Molecule: messenger RNA, 6285 nt
Organism: Lytechinus variegatus (green sea urchin)
Lineage: Eukaryota; Metazoa; Echinodermata; Echinoidea; Temnopleuroida; Toxopneustidae
Gene: hdlbp
Product: vigilin-like
Cellular component (GO): nucleus; cytoplasm
Molecular function (GO): mRNA binding
Source: RefSeq, a predicted model, not a curated record
UACGUAGGCAGUUGCUUUCCUUGUACGUGCACAGGAUUUGACGUCUUGUUUCAUUCGGGGAAAGAAACUUUUUAUAUUUUCAGUGAAAACUGAAAAUAACAGAAAGUGGCGAAAACAAAACGAAGAAGUCAACACUAGGACGGAUAACCCGGCAAACAGUGACCACUUCAGUUGGUGCUGUCUGACUUUGAUCACGACCCUAGACCAUGAGUACGGAUCCUCAAUAUUUGCCUGGCGGCAGUGCCCCGGCUCCGGCCGUUGACCCCAAUGGCUUCAACAUCGAAGAAGAAGCCUACGAACCUCCCACCUACGAUGAAGCUUUUCCCCCCAUGGAGAGCGCCGCCAUGGGCGGUGGGCCAAAGCGUGGCCCAAGUGGACGCGGGCCGUCCUAUGCCAGAAUGGCAGUCAAGUCUUCCAUAGUUACUCAGGUGUUUCAUGUGCCUUUAGAGGAGCGUCGCUACAAAGAAAUGAACCAAGGUUUUGGUGAAUCUGGUAGUCAAUCGAGCAAGAUUUGCACAGAUAUCAUGAAGAACAGCAAUGCAAGCAUUGAGAUGAGUCUUGCUAAGGACCAGAGUUUGACCAUUGUAGUGACCGGCAAGGAGGAAGCGGUCAUCAAGGCCAGGAGAGAGGUCAUGAACAAAUUACAAACACAGGCGAACAUUACAAUCCAGAUCCCCAAGGAGCACCAUCGUUUUAUCAUCGGGAAGGAAGGUAAGAAGCUGAAAGAGCUGGAACAAGUCACCAUGACCAAGAUCACCAUACCAAACAGUGAAGAGAGCUCGGAUAUGAUCAGGAUCGUCGGACCCAAGGAGGGCAUCGAUCAGGCCAAACACGAACUACAACUCAUUUCCGAUGAACAGGCCAAGAGAGCAUUCGAGCGAUUGAUCGUCCCCUACAAGUACCAUCCUUUCAUUUGUGGACCUGAGAACUGUUUCAUCAAGGACCUUUCAGCCAGGACCGGAGCCAAGAUCAGCGUUCCACCCCUCAGUGCUAGGAAGGAUGAGAUUGUUGUGGCUGGUGAGAAGGAAGGUGUCCAUGAAGCCAAGGCUCUCAUCCUAAGGACCUACGAAGAGAAGAAACUGAAGACCACCACCGUAUCCCUGGAAGUCCGCAAAUCCCAGCACCGUUACGUCAUCGGCCCCCGUGGUUCCAACCUUGCUGACAUCUUGAAAGAGACAGGAGUCUCUGUUGAAGUCCCCCCGACUGACAGCCCGUCUGAGACCAUCACACUGCGUGGUGAACAGAGCCAGCUGGGACCAGCUAUCACACAGGUCUAUGCCAAGGCUAACAGCAUUAAGAUGGAGGAAGUAUACGCUCCAGCCUGGCUUCAUAGGUUCAUCAUCGGACGACAAGGAAAGAACGUCAGGAACAUUACACAAAACCUACCAAAGGUUCAUGUAGAAUUCCAGGAAGGCCGUGAUGUCAUCGUCAUCGAAGGACCGCCAGAAGAAGUUGAGAAAGCGCGUUCAGCGCUCGAGGAAAUCUCCCGCGAUCUCCAGAGCCGCCUCUCGUUUGUUGAUAUCAACAUUGAUCCUAAAUUCCACAAGCACAUCAUCGGAAAGGCUGGUGCAAACAUCACCCGCAUCAAGAAGGAUACCGGUGUGUCUAUCCGUAUUCCUAGUGAUGAAGAGAAGAGUAGUAACAUCAGGAUUGAGGGAAGUCCAGAAGGCAUCCAACAAGCCAAGAAGGAGCUUCUGGAGAUUGCUCAGAGAUUGGAAAAUGAGAAAUCCAGAGACAUCCUGAUUGAGCAUCGAUUCCAUCGCACCAUUAUUGGAACCAAAGGAGAAUAUAUCAAAGAUAUCAGGGACAAAUUCAAACAGGUUCAAAUCACAUUCCCAGACCCCGGCAAGCAGAGUGAUGUAGUGACCCUUCGUGGACCCAAACAGGAAGUAGAUCUGUGUCACCGUUUCCUCAAAGAACUGACCAAGGAACUGGUGGAGAACAACUACCAGGUCUCCUUGCCCAUUUUCAAGAAAUUCCACAAGAAUGUCAUUGGCAAAGGAGGCUCUACCAUCAAUACGAUCAAGGAGGAGACAGAUACAAGGAUUGAGAUUCCCACUGAGAGUAGCGACAGUGAUCUUAUCAUCAUCACUGGCAAGAAAGCCAAUGUUGAGAAGGCCAAACAGAAGAUCAUGGCCAUCGAGAGUGAACUGGCUAAUAUCACCGAAGCCGAGGUGCGUAUCCCAACCAAGCACCACCAGUCGAUGAUUGGCUCCAAGGGUCGUCUGAUCCGGGCUAUCAUGGAUGAGUGCGGGGGCGCUCACAUCCACUUCCCCAAGGAAGGCUCAGGAAGUGACAGGGUCACCAUCAGAGGACCAAAGGAAGAGGUGGAUAAGGCUAAGAAACAACUCAUGGAUCUGACCAAUGAAAGAGAGCAGGCCAGCUUCACUGCCGACGUUCAUGCCAAGCCGGAAUACCACCGUUUCCUCAUUGGACGCGGAGGAGCAAACAUCCGCAAGGUGCGUGAGGAGACAGGAGCGAGGGUUGUCUUUCCCAACAACAAUGACGAUGACCAAACUCUCGUCCAGAUCAUCGGGACCAAGGAAGCCGUUGAGGAGGCGAAGAAGAGACUGGCCAGUCUCAUCAAAGACCUGGAUAACAUCACCGAAGCAGAGAUCGACGUCGACACCAAGUACCACCGUCACUUCGUGGCCCGCCGCGGCCAGGUUCUGCGUGAGAUCGGUGACGAGUACGGUGGCGUGACGGUCAGUUUCCCUCGCAACGGGUCAACAAGCACAAAGGUCACCAUCAAGGGAGCCAGGGACUGUGUCGCUGGGGCCAAGAAACGUAUUCUGGAGAUUGUAUCGGAUCUGGAACAGCAAGUCUCCAUUGAAUGCAUCAUUGCGCAGAAGUUUCACGGAACAGUGAUGGGUCCUAAAGGUUCUCGUAUCCAGACUGUAACGCAGGAAUACGAAGUAGCCAUCAAGUUCCCUGAUAAGAACACACCCGCUGCCCAACCCGUGAACGGAGAGACCAAUGGUGAUGAUGCCCCAAAGAAGCAAGACAUCAUUGUGAUUACUGGCAAGAAAGACAAGUGUGAGAAGGCUAAGGAAGCUUUAUUGGCACUGGUCCCAAUCACACAGGAGGUCAAUGUUCCCUUUGACUACCAUCGUUAUAUCAUUGGCCAAGGGGGCGGUGUGAGGCACAUGAUGGACGAGAAUGAUGUGAACAUCACCAUUCCACCUGCCAGUGAACAGUCAGAUGUAGUGAUUGUGAGAGGUACACCUGCUAAUGUAUCAAGGGGCGUAGAAGCUCUCAUCAAGCGAGUCAAGGAGCUGGAUGAUGAACAAGAGGACAGACGCCUCAAGUCAUUCUCCCUGGAGUUGACGGUGGCCCCCCAAUACCAUCCCAAGAUCAUUGGACGCAAGGGAGCGGUGAUCGGUAAGAUCCGUACCAGGCAUGACGUCAACAUCCAGUUCCCCGCCCGUAACCAGGAGGAUCAGGAUACCAUCAAGAUCAUGGGAUACGAGGCCAAUGCCCAGGCCGCCAGGGAUGAGAUCCUAGCUAUUGUCAAAGAAUUGGAGGAUCAAGUCUCCGUUAAACUGUACAUUGAUCACCGCAUCCAUCGUCGUUUGAUCGGUGCCCGCGGCAAGGCCAUCAACCGCAUCAUGGAUGACUACAAGGUGGACAUCCGUUUCCCUCGGGACGAGGACCCUGACCCCGAUCUGGUGGUGGUCACCGGUGACGCCGAUAACGUCGAUGAAUGCUGCGAUCAUCUCAAGAACCUGGAAGAAGAAUACAUGAUAGAUGUGACCGAGAAGCAACAAUACAUCAGAGGUCCCAGCCGCAAAGAGGAAACCCCCAAGAGCACCAACAACGCUCCCUUUGUGAUCCGUGAUGCACCUUGGAGCAACCCACCUGACACCUCCAACGUCAACGACUUCCCAUCUAUCGGUGGACCGGGACAGGCACAGGCUCCCAAACCAGCCCCAUCUUCCUCAGCUCCUCGCUGGGGGCCGGCUUACAAGCGCUAAGUGAUAAGAAGGGGUACCCCCACCAUUCCCUUUUCCUUUCUGUUUUUCCUGUAACAAUCCAGGUACACUUUGGGGAGGAUCAAGGAUUCAUAUGGGAAGUGGGGAAAAUGCAACCCAAACCCCAAAUGAUAUAACCCUUUUUUUUAAAUAGAGAUAAAUGAUAAAAAAAUACCAUGCAAAAGGACAGUAUUUUAGGGGACCAGGAUUUAACUACUAUUUUGAUGCAAUGUUAUACAAAUAAUGCUUGGUGUUGUACCACUUGUGCAUCUCGAAAUAAUUUUCAGAGGGAGUCUUGAAAGUGGCUGGAAGAUCUUACGCCACCAUGACACCUCUUUUCUAUUUAUUAAAUGACUAAUAGCCUUGAUUUACUUUCCCCAUGAUAAGAAAUUUAACUACGUUGAAAUGUGGUCAUUUUAAUAGAUGAGAAACUAUGAAAUAAUCCCUUGUUCUCAUUAUCAAUGUCCAUUCUUUAAAAGUGCACUUUACUUUUUAUGAAUAUUUUGAUAUUGCUCUAUCAUUUUUAGUUUAGUUAUUUAUGUCUUCUUUAUCUUUGUCAUUAUUUGAAUAUAGACCCCCCUAUAUGUAGGAUAAUGUAUUGGCUUCGGUGUGAUUUUGUUUUGCUGGACACGUUUAAUUGAAUUAUAACCUUACAAGGACAUUUUUAAAUUAAUGCUGUAUUGUAACAAUGAAAUUUUCUUCAAAAGAUGUAAUCAUAAAGGUUAUUAAUGUAACUGCCGUAUUUAUUGAAAUCCAAACUUUUACUGAAAAUUCACAUUUUUACUGUGUCUUUGAAGCCUAUAAAGCAUUCGCAUCCCGUUGCCAUCACAUGUGGUAUUAUUCUAUUAGCAAUAAAAAAUAUAGGCAGAACUAUGAGUUUACUAGUAUAAUCUUUUCAUGUAAGCAACACAGAGCCUUCAGAUUAGAUUAUUUUCGGGGGAAAAAAUUAUCUUUUUAUUAUGUAAGUACAAAAUUGAAUGUUGUAUUUUUGUAGUGUUUCAAUGAUAUGUAUGUUUAUGUUGGCCGAGGGGAGGGGGUGGGGGUGUUGGUAGAAUAGGUAAGUAAGAAAUGCUGGGAACUGUUUCUUGGUUUAUCGCUAUUCAUUUUGUCCAUUUUCAUUUAACGACCAAAUUUAUGAUAUAGCAAGCGGUGACUGCCAUUCGGUAUGUGUGUGUAUGGUAAUGUUAUGAUGAUAUGUUCAAGUUUUGGUAAAAUACUGCUUUGCUUGAGAUAAUCUUUAUUUUGUGAGUUUUUUGGUUGGUUUUCUUGUGAUGAUGAUUAGGAAGAUCCAGUGCUGUUGAAUUUUACAUAAUGUUCUUUGUUUUAAUAUAGGUGAUGUCUUUACUCCACACAGAGUAAAAUGAAAUGAGUUACGCAAAAAGUUGAAGUUUUAAGCAUUCGAAAUGGAAAUAAUAAAUAAUGAGAAAUAUUUUUUUUUUAGUUCAGGAAUUUUUACGCUUCAAGGUUAUUUGACUUCUUGAAGAAAUCACUGGUUAUUUUUCAAUUUUAUUCUUAGCCAAGAAAGCUAUUCUUUGUGCAAUUCACAGAUUUGUGAAUAAGAAUGUUUUUUUCUUAAGCAUUUGAGAGGUAGUGUUUAAACUAUUAAGAAAUUGUUUUGUUCAUGUAUUGUACACCUGGAUACACAGUUCGACUACAAAUUAGAUACAUGUAUUUUCUAAUAUUACUUUUGUUUCAAUAUCUUUCAUCUCACUUUUCAUUUAUAUAGAAUAUUUUGAGUGAGGAAAUCUUAGGUGGGAUUAGGGUACAUAUAUAGCGAUAUUUUACUCUUUAGCAUGAAUAGAAAAGUGGAGCUUAUUUUUCUCAAUUGAAAUGUUCAAUUUUACUACUUUUGUUGAUGAGAUUGUGAUGUAUUAUGCAUUGCGUGAUUGCAAUGUACAAACUAUAUGAAAUGUCAAUUUGAAUGAAGAAAGGCGAUUGCCCUUUCUGUACUUACAAUUUAUACAAAGAUAUAUAUGUAUAUGUAAUCACUUGAAUAGCAUAUGGGUAGUGGUAGUAUUAUUUUUUGGUUUCAACCUUUGAAAUUUUAUAUCAUUGCUUAAAUGACAUACAGAAAAAGCUGUAUAGAGAGUGUGUUGCUUACCUAAAAAAAGAAGAAGAAAUUAUGUAUGAAGAUUCAUGCAUGUUGACAUAUGUAAACGAAAUGUAUUCUUACCACAUGCGUAAAAAAACUGCUCAGUCUUGUUGACAUGUAUGUUAAGGAAGGACUUAUUUCCAUAUCUUUAUCAUCAUGAUUGAUUUUGUAUGCCAAAUGUAAGAUUAAUGAAUAAACUUACGGAUGCCACUGUCAACAAUA